AUGGCGAAAGGCGCAAAGGCUGUAGAUCCUCUCUCGGACGAGGCGCUGCAGCACUUCAAGACGUACAAGUAUUCUUCGGUCGACAAGUCACCUAUCUCGCACUAUAUCCUGCGACACUAUUGGAAUGCGUGCGUUGAAUUCCUGCCACUAUGGCUCGCUCCCAACAUGGUCACAUUGAUCGGCUUCCUCUUCGUGAUUGGCAAUGUCGGCCUGCAGCAGAUCAUGGACCCAGAUCUCACGGGACCCAAGCAUGCUUGGGUCUACUAUAGUUAUGCAUUCGGUGUCUGGGCAUACUCGACAAUGGACAACAUCGACGGCAAGCAAGCUCGACGAACCGGCACAUCAUCUGGACUCGGCGAGCUCUUCGACCACGGCAUAGAUUCACUCAACUGUACCCUAGCCUCUCUGCUCGGAACCUCUGGCAUGGGUCAGGGUACUAGUCUGAACGGUGUUCUGACCGCACUCAUCCCGACUCUGCCCAUGUUCUUCUCCACCUGGGAGACCUACCAUACUCACACGCUCUAUCUCGGCUACUUCAAUGGGCCAACGGAGGGACUGCUCAUCGCGUCCAUCAUCUUGAUCUUGUCAGGGCUCUUUGGCCCUCAGAUCUGGCACCAACCUGUGGCCGACCUGGUCGGCUUCAGCGACGUGCUGGGUAGCUGGAGCAUCAACGACAUUUGGGCACCAAGUCUUCUAUUCAUAUUCUUCGCUGCGCACAUGCCUGGAUGUAUCUCCAACGUCGUCGCCGCCCGAUGCGCGCAGAAGCUUCCUGUACUUCCCGUCUUCUUGGAAUGGACACCCAUGUUGAUCUUUGUCGGUUCAUUGGUGGCCUGGCUCGGUUCACCAUAUUCUGCGCUGGUGCGCGACAAUCAUCUUGCCUUGCUCUGUUUGACCCUGUCCUUUGUCUUCGGCCGCAUGACAACCAAGAUGAUUCUGGCGCAUCUGACCCGUCAACCGUUCCCCUACUGGACGAUGCAGUUGGCGCCGUUGGUCGGGGGCGCAGUGCUCGUCAACCUGCCAUACUUUGGCUUCCAGGCGCCGUCCGCUGAGGCACAGCUUUACUACCUCUGGGCAUACUUCUUCUUUGCGAUGAUUGUAUACUUCCGUUGGGCUUUCCUGGUGUGCUCGGCCAUCUGCAAAUAUCUCGGCAUCAACUGCCUGACGAUCCCGAUCGAGAAGCAGAGGCAGUUGCAGGCACAGAAGCAGAAAUGA
This is a messenger RNA of Dissoconium aciculare CBS 342.82, 1212 nucleotides long. Its product is annotated as Choline/ethanolaminephosphotransferase. Gene Ontology annotation, biological process: phospholipid biosynthetic process. Gene Ontology annotation, cellular component: membrane. NCBI's taxonomy places the organism in Eukaryota, Fungi, Ascomycota, Dothideomycetes, Mycosphaerellales, Dissoconiaceae. Gene Ontology annotation, molecular function: phosphotransferase activity, for other substituted phosphate groups. The coding region runs from base 1 to 1212 and encodes 403 amino acids. The record is from RefSeq and is a predicted model, not a curated record. The transcript is spliced from 3 exons.